CUCAGUGUCUGGCAUUUCUUCACUUCGUUUCUCUCACAGUUGCCCAGUGGGACAGUUGGUUCUCAGCGCCUUGAGCCACUCCAGCAAAACCACAAGACAACCAAACAGUCAACCAGCCAUGAGCAAGUCCUACUCUUCUUCGGCCCAGUCGGCCUCCUCGUACCGUCGCACCUUCGGCUCUGGUGUUGGCUCAACCCCACUGUCCUCCCUCUUCUCCUCUGGUGGAGGUGGCCGCAGUUCCUCAAGCCACAUGUCUUCCCGGGUCUACGAGGUCAAGAGUGCCAAUAUUCCCUCCUAUUCCAGCUACCGGGUAUCCUCUGGUGCUGGGGGAGCAGGUUUCGGCUCCUCUUCAGCCAUGCGCACCUUUUCCGGAGAGAAACUCGACUUCAACCUGGCUGAUGCCAUGAACCAGGACUUCCUCAACACAAGGACCAAUGAGAAGGCCGAGCUUCAGCACCUCAACGACCGCUUCGCCAGCUACAUUGAGAAGGUACGUUUCCUGGAGCAGCAGAAUGCGGCGCUGACAGUGGAGAUUGAGAAGCUGAGGGGCCGCGAGGGGCCCGGGCGCGUGGCUGAGAUGUACGAGGAGGAAAUGAGGGAGCUGAGGAGGCAAAUCGAAGCACUCUCCAACCAGCGCGCCCGUGUGGAGGUGGAGAGAGACAACCUGGCUGAUGACCUGCAGAAACUGAAGCUCAGACUGCAGGAGGAGAUCCACCAGAAGGAAGAGGCUGAGAACAACCUCUCUGCCUUCAGAGCUGAUGUUGACAAUGCCACUCUUGCCAGGCUGGACCUAGAGAGACGCAUUGAGAGUUUGCAAGAGGAGAUUGCCUUCCUCAAGAAGAUCCAUGAAGAGGAGAUCCGUGAGCUGCAGAGCCAGAUGCAGGAUACUCAGGUCCAGAUCCAGAUGGACAUGUCUAAACCUGACCUGACUGCUGCUCUGAGGGACAUCCGCAUUCAGUACGAGGGCAUCGCUGCCAAGAACAUCGCUGAGGCUGAAGACUGGUACAAGUCUAAGGUGUCUGAUCUGAACCAGGCUGUGAACAAGAACAAUGAUGCUCUGCGUCAGGCCAAGCAGGAGACCAUGGAGUACAGGCACCAGAUCCAGUCCUACACCUGUGAGAUCGACUCACUCAAGGGCACCAAUGAGUCUCUGCUGCGCCAGAUGAGAGACAUGGAGGACCGCAUGGGCCGUGAGGCUUCUGGUUACCAGGAUACUAUUACACGGCUGGAGGAAGACAUUGCUAAGAUGAAGGAUGAUAUGGCUCGUCACCUGAGGGAGUACCAGGACCUGCUCAAUGUGAAGAUGGCUCUUGAUAUUGAAAUCGCCACCUACCGCAAGCUGCUGGAGGGAGAGGAGAGCAGGAUCACCACCGCUGGGCCUGUCCAGUCUGCCUAUUCCUCCAUUGGAUUCAGAGAGACCAGUCCGGAGUCCCAGCAUCAGCGCGCCUCAGAGGUUCACUCCAAGAAGACUGUCCUUAUCAAGACCAUCGAGACCCGCGAUGGAGAGAUGAAGUUUUCUAUGAGCCAGGGCGCUAGUGCCCAGUCUGUUGUCAGCGAGUCCACACAGCAUCAGCAGGACAUCAUGUAAACCAGAAGAUGAAACAUUACAAACAUAUAUAUAACAAAUUCAUAAAAGAUAGCACAAAUAUGGACAUUUUCCUGCCACGAUUUAUAAGCUGAGCAUAUUUUAAGUGACAGACCGCUGGCAUUUUCAGCUGACUUUAAAGGCAAAUAAGUGAAUGCAACCAGUGUACAUUGUUAGACCAUGUACUGUACAUCAUAAAAAGGAUGCAGUAUUUUAAAUAAAGGUCAUUCCAGUAAUUGUGCUUUAUUCCUUCAGUGAAAAAACACCUAUAUUCAUAAUAUUGCAUUUGCCCACAAAAAUAAUUAAUUGAUAAGAAAUAAACAACAAGGCUAUGUGUAGCUGUAUUGGCCCAGUAUCCACAGGGAAGUUUGCAAGGUGCAAGACAAAUCGAUUGACCUGGAACACCACGGUCAACAUUGUAACGGUACAGUCUUUCUGUGCAAAUGUACAAACACAUGGCUUGAUUAAGAAGGACUUUUAUUUGUGUAACAGAUUAAGGAAAGCAAGAUGUGAGAAAGUGAGGUGUUGUGUCAGAAACACAAGCAUCUAAUGAAAAAGGAACUCAGUCAUGUUUGAAGGUUUGAGCUCAACAGCAUGUGCUGGUUGUUUUAUUGUAUGGGUGACCAUGUUUUGCUGCUUUACUGUGGCCAAAAACUCAAAUAAAGACAUUGGUUAUCAGCGUU
Messenger RNA from Plectropomus leopardus (leopard coralgrouper), 2268 nucleotides. It is a transcript of the gene desma, whose product is annotated as desmin a. The record is from RefSeq and is a predicted model, not a curated record. NCBI's taxonomy places the organism in Eukaryota, Metazoa, Chordata, Actinopteri, Perciformes, Serranidae. Gene Ontology annotation, biological process: intermediate filament organization; skeletal muscle organ development. Gene Ontology annotation, cellular component: cytoplasm; cell-cell junction; Z disc. Gene Ontology annotation, molecular function: structural constituent of cytoskeleton.